AAACUGCCAGCUGCGUGUCAGUGUGAUCGACCCAAGUUCUCAGUAAGUGUCCUCCCAGAACAGAGAAAGAGGGGGAUUCCCCAAGAGUCCAGACCCCUUCCUGCUUAUUACAGAACCCGUUUCCUGGUCAGAUUAGAAAAAUCCCCCCAAUUAGUUGAAUAGUUUCACUAAAAGAAGGAGGGUUUGGAACCUGUUGGGCAAUGGGUAUCCCGGUAUGAAAAAUAUAUAAAGAGGAUGAAACCACGGCAGAUACACAGCUCAGUGACAGAACACUGUGAUACACAGCAACCUACUGAACAACACCAUGCUCUCAGCACUCAAGUUUCAGAGAACUCCAAGGCACUUUUCCUGCCUGCGACUUCUACACAAAUCUGCAGUUGAAGUGCAGGAAAGGCCUGCCCCAGAGGAGACAGUCACCAGCAGUUUUGGAGGGUUCAUCCACUCUGUGCACCCGGGCCAGCUGUCAGACACUGUGCUGCACCGCAGUAAGAGGAUGAUCCUGGACAGCAUCGGGGUGGGGCUGCUGGGAAGCACCUCCCACGUCUUCCAGCUGGCUCUGCAGCACUGCCAGCAAAUGUAUGCUCCAGAUUACAUCAGUUCAGUCUUUGGUCGAGGGCACACAAGACUCUCUCCGAGUCUGGCAGCCUUUGUCAAUGGAGUAGCGGUCCAUUCAAUGGACUUCGAUGAUACCUGGCACCCAGCCACUCACCCCUCAGGGGCGGUCCUUCCUGCCCUGCUCGCUAUUGCUCAGAUGUUGCCUGGCAACGCCAAGCCCAGUGGGAUGGACCUCCUGUUAGCCUUCAACGUGGGCAUUGAGAUUCAGGGCCGGCUCAUGAGGUUCUCCAACGAAGCCCAAAACAUCCCCAACAGGUUCCAUCCCCCGACUGUGGUGGGCCCUCUGGGUAGUGCUGCUGCCUGCUCCCGUCUGCUCUCCCUGGAU
Messenger RNA from Polyodon spathula (Mississippi paddlefish), 940 nucleotides. Its product is annotated as cis-aconitate decarboxylase-like. The annotation marks the transcript as partial. Gene Ontology annotation, molecular function: lyase activity. NCBI's taxonomy places the organism in Eukaryota, Metazoa, Chordata, Actinopteri, Acipenseriformes, Polyodontidae. The transcript has 6 exons. The record is from RefSeq and is a predicted model, not a curated record.